UUUAGUGCCCGGCCAGGAGUAUGGACAAUUGGGAAUUCUAUCAGUGAAGAAGGAAGUGAAAGAUAUUUUCAAAAUAAAAGAAUUCAAGAAAAACGAAUUGAAAAAAUGGAAAAACUUUGUAAAGAUUACAAUUUUUAUAAUAAAAUAUACAUUUUUGAAGAAUAUAAUAGACCUCCACCUUUGCCUGAAUUAUUUAAAAAUAUUAAAAUUCAUUUUUUAAAUCAAAAUAUUAAUGGGAAAUUUAGUGAAUAUCCUCAAUUUGAUAAUUUUAUUUUUAUUGGAGGCAUUCAUGUUGAAGAAAGGGGGAUUUUGACACAAGACAAAUUGGAGAUAAAUGAUGGGGUAAAAUUUAAUUUAUCUUGGAAUUCACGAUGCUGAAAGAUAUUCUCCCUAAUAUACUCUUAAUAAAUAAUUUAGUUUGGAUUUUGGACGCAAAAAGUUUCCUUUUAUGCAAAGUGUAAUAAAGAAGUUGUGACGAGUAAUUGAUCAAAUACCCCUAGGCUCUGCUUCAUGAUAAUACGAUCACUUGUUUUUGAGUUUCCAACACAGAUUUUUUUCAACACAUUUUUCAGCAUUUCCAACACAUCCACUACUAAGAUUUC
Molecule: messenger RNA, 602 nt
Organism: Meloidogyne enterolobii
Lineage: Eukaryota; Metazoa; Nematoda; Chromadorea; Rhabditida; Meloidogynidae
Source: the annotation of a GenBank genome assembly